AGUGAAUGAACAACAAUAAUAAAACCUCACUCCCCCAUAAAAAUCGAUGAUUUCUCCAACUUUUUCCAAAUGCCAUUUAAAUUCCCACUAACAUUCGACCAACUGUAGUUUUCCUGCUGCUCCUGCUCUUCAUCCUCCUCCUCCUCCUCGCAGUUCAGCUGCAAUCUUAGGGUUCCCCAAUUCUGAAUUUUCCUCGAAUGCUACUACUGCUAUUACUAUUUCUAUUGGAGAGUAAGAAGCAAUGGUCGCAUCAUCUAGAGGUUUUGCGCCCUUCGGUCUUGUUCGUCUGAGGAGUGGCGGUGAUGCCGCUAUUCUUGCUUCGCUGCAUCGUCACCGGGACGGGAAUGGAUUUCUGGACUUGCCCAGGAAGAAGAGAAGGUUCAUUCUUGGUGAAUGCAGCAGGCGGCGAGUGGUGGUUCAGUGCUGCUCUUCCGAUUCUGUGGUGCCAAUUCGGGGGAGUACCGGUGGGUCCAGGAAGAGUGUCGACAAGUGCUCCGAAGACUGGAGGUUUGAUUCUAUAAUCACUCCCAAUUAUCGACCUCGAAUUCAGGCUUCCCCUGCAUUGCCCUUCCCUUCUCCUCAGUCUCGAUUCGUGUCCAAACAAGAAAAAUUCUUCCCGCGCUGCACCCCAAGGAAUUCUGGUCCUCAGUCACGUGAUUCUCCACCAAAACGAGAUACGGGUAUUGCAAGUGAGAAAGAUUGGGGCAUCAGUCUGUUAAAUGAUAAUGUUAAUGAAUCUGGUACAAAUGAAGAUGGAAGUACUUGGUAUCGAGAAAGUGGAGAGGAUCUUGGAGAAAAUGGAUUCAGAUGUAGAUGGACGAGAAUGGGUGGUCAAAGCCAUGAUGGCACUUCAGAGUGGAAGGAAACGUGGUGGGAGAAAAGUGACUGGACAGGAUACAAAGAACUAGGAGUCGAGAAAUCUGGAAGAAAUGCUGAAGGGGAUUCAUGGUGGGAAACAUGGCGAGAAGUUCUCCACCAAGAUGAAUGGAGUAAUCUCGCUAGGAUAGAGAGGAGUGCACAAAAGCAAGCAAAAUCAGGUACAGAGAAUGCUGGGUGGUAUGAAAACUGGUGGGAAAAAUAUGACGCCAAAGGCUGGACGGAGAAAGGGGCACAUAAAUAUGGGAGAUUGAAUGAACAGUCUUGGUGGGAGAAGUGGGGAGAGCAUUAUGAUGGAAGGGGAUCUGUAUUAAAAUGGACAGACAAAUGGGCUGAGACUGAACUGGGAACAAAAUGGGGAGACAAGUGGGAAGAGAAAUUUUUUGCUGGCAUUGGUUCGCGUCAAGGAGAGACUUGGCAUGUGUCACCUGGUGGUGAAAGGUGGUCAAGGACAUGGGGAGAAGAGCACUUCGGAAAUGGAAAAGUUCACAAAUACGGUAAGAGCACGACAGGUGAAAGCUGGGAUAUAGUUGUGGAUGAAGAAACAUAUUACGAGGCUGAACCUCAUUAUGGAUGGGCGGAUGUGGUGGGAAAUUCAACUCAGUUGCUGUCCAUCCAACCCAUAGAGAGACCUCCAGGGGUUUAUCCAAAUCUUGAUUUUGGUCCAUCACCACCAUUACCUGCAGAUGAUGAACCUCCUGCUGCCCAAUCAUCACAAUGACAAGAAGCUGUAUUAUUUCUCGGUUAAUUUAUUUAAUAUUUAAUGAAAUUGUAAUUGGAAUUGGUGAAGACCCUCCUGUAAGAGACCAUUAGAACCCACUCCAGCAUUCAUUUUAUUCAUUCCAUUGAUUUUUUGCAUUAA
This is a messenger RNA of Coffea eugenioides, 1738 nucleotides long. RefSeq lists its product as uncharacterized. Gene Ontology annotation, biological process: starch metabolic process; regulation of starch metabolic process. The coding region runs from base 242 to 1597 and encodes 451 amino acids. Gene Ontology annotation, molecular function: starch binding. Lineage: Eukaryota; Viridiplantae; Streptophyta; Magnoliopsida; Gentianales; Rubiaceae. The record is from RefSeq and is a predicted model, not a curated record. Gene Ontology annotation, cellular component: chloroplast stroma; starch grain. The transcript has 11 exons.